This is a messenger RNA of Copidosoma floridanum, 2256 nucleotides long. Its product is annotated as transmembrane protein 135. The record is from RefSeq and is a predicted model, not a curated record. Lineage: Eukaryota; Metazoa; Arthropoda; Insecta; Hymenoptera; Encyrtidae.
UCCAGUGUUUUUUUUAUUCUACUCGCGAAUUUCACAGAUGUGCCUAUACUCAGUAUACUUAUAAUUAAGAGCGCGCAUCAACGUUCGCGACAGCAGCAGUACGGAAUAAUGAUGACAGUCGCCACAUACCCGCUACUUAUAUCAUUUUUUUUUUCCUCUUGCAAACCCGAUGUGCUUCGAGCAUCAGCUUCUCCUCCGCCUUCCCCAUACUCUUAGUCCGCAACUACUUACUUACUUCUACGUCUCCUGCAGUUGCAAAGUUGUUAGUUGCAGCAGUUAAGGAAUGACCGUACAAUUUUUCAUACUCGUUAAAUACUCCGGAUACAGGACUCUUCUCCUCUAACGAGAAAAAUGCCUACAAGAUUGAGCAAAUUUGCCAUUAGUGCCACCUGCAAGGAUUACGUGCAUCCUUGGACCAAUUCGUGUAUUAAUGCAUCGACUGGCCUUGGGCUUUAUGCACUGCAGGAGAGUCUCAGGAUAUACUCCAUGUUGUACUUGAUUGCUUUGCUGACAAAAGGACGACUUCCAACAGUAAGUGAUAUGAAAAAAACCUUUUUAAGUAUAAUGCAAUCUACGGCUUUUUUGACAUGGAGUGCAUUUACUUUUUCAAUGUUUACUUGUGUAUUUAGGAAGCUAUUUGGCAAUUUCAAUGUAAUAUCGGUUUCCUUCAUGCCUUCAUUUGUAUCCAGUUUUACCGCACUUUUUAUAGAGAGACCUUCAAGGCAUCCUAUGUUGUGCCUGUAUGUUUCAAAUAUUGCUACAGAAACUUUAUUCAGAAUGGCGGUUUCAAGAGGAUAUUUAUCUGCUAUUCCAGGAGGGGAAAUUUAUAUAUUUGCUGCUGGAGUAACAACAUUGUUGUAUUUAUUUAGAAGUAAAAGUAACAUUGAUGAUUCUAUAUAUAAAAUAAUCAGGUUCAUAGUUGGGCCAUGUGAAACAAAAGCAUACAAGGAAAGGAAUAUCACUGUUGAUACUAAACAAUCAAGUAGCAAGAUAAAUUCUGGUAGAAGAGAAAAGCCUAUCAAUUCAAUGUUGAAAUUAGUAUACAAAGCAUUAAAAGUGUAUGAAAUGAUGAUCAACAAAAUAAAAACAUUGGGUGGUAAACAUACGACAUGCCCUCAUCCAAACAGUUGUUUACAUUAUGUUUUAGGGGGUGCUCACAAAAUGUUUAGCCUGGGUUUAGGGGUACAAAUGGUACUAAAUGUAGUUUUUAGUAUGGAAAAAUUGUUUAAAAAACCUCAUCUCUUCAAAAAAGUUCUUUUUAAAAAAGGAACAUUUGAUCUAGCUCUAUUUCUUGGAGGGUUUGCAAGUUUGUACAAAAUGGUGUCUUGUUCUUUGAGAAGAGCAUGUAACAAAGACUCUCCACGAUAUGCUAUUCCUGCUGGUUUAAUAGCCAGUAUGUCUUUUUACAUGUAUCCAAGUAACACUAUUGCUCUUUAUUUCGCGUGGAAAGCUCUUCAAAUGCUGUGGAACAAUGGAGUUGAAAGUGGACAAGUACCUGAAGUUAAAUGGUUUGUUAAGUUUUUAUAUUGCUUCAGCACAGCAGUAUUAUUCCAUGCAGCUAUAAUGGAGCCGAAAAAUUUGAGAGUUUCAUAUUGGAAAUUUCUAUAUAAUCUAUCUGGUGGAAGAGUGGCUGCUAUGUCUCGAGUACCUUUAGAUGGUUUUGGCCUAGAAUCUAGGAAACAGUUACAAGAAGUUUUGAAAAUAUCGCGUACUACCGAUAAGCAUAACUUUCCUUUUUAAAAAAUAAUAUAUUUCUACCCGUAUUUCAACGCCAAAGAAAUCCAUCUUGUGAUGAGUUAUGAAAAAAUUUGUUGAAUGAUUUUUGGAUUUUUUGUUAGUUUGAAAAAGUAAUUAAAAAUAUUUUUGAAAGCGAAUUUCGUUGUCAAAAGUACAUUAUAAAUUACAUCAUAUUUUUCUAUACUAUAAAAAAUGUUAAAUUAAUAGUUAUCAAGAUAAUAAUUUAUGCUAUAAUAUUGCUCGAGUUUGUUUAUGCGAACAUUUAUUUUUUAUACACCAGUGGUGCCUAAGUGGGAAAUUAAAUAGUUUUUUUAUGUAUGUGCAGGUUAAUUUCAAUAAUUAAAAGUCUUGAUUAUUGCGUGUGUUCAUUACAUUUGUUAUGCUCUAUGGUGAAUGUUUUGAUUUUUUUUACUUGUUAAUAGUCAUAUCUAACAUGUAUCUUAUAAACAGGGGUAAAAAUGGUUAUAUUGAGUUUAUGAUGUUUAUUUUUUAUAAUUUAGCAUACGAAUCAAAUAAAAG